AUGAAAAGUUAUAUACCUUAUUCAAAAUACUGUGAUUUCCCCAUUGAAAAUCUGCCCUAUGGAGUGUUUUCAACAAAUAAAACACCUAUUCACCACAUAGGAGUUGCCAUAGGUGAUCAAAUCCUGGAUUUACACGAAAUAGCUCAUUUAUUUGCAGGACCUGAGCUAAUAAAUCACCAACAUGUUUUUAAAGAUUCCACUUUAAACAGUUUUAUGGGGUUAAGCCAAAAAGCUUGGAAAGAGGCAAGAGAAACCCUUCAAAGUUUACUUUCAGUAGAAAAUCCACUUUUGCAGAACAACGGAGAUUUACGAUCAAGGGCUUUUGUACCACAAUCUGAAGCUACAAUGCAUUUACCAGCCAAAAUUGGAGAUUACACAGACUUCUAUUCUUCAAUUCAUCAUGCCACCAAUGUUGGAGUCAUGUUUAGAAGCAAAGAAAAUGCACUUAUGCCAAACUGGAAAUACCUUCCUGUGGGAUACCAUGGCAGGGCCAGCUCUGUGGUAGUUUCUGGAACUUCAAUACACAGACCUCAUGGACAAACUUUAGCUAUAGAAGGUGCUCCCCCUGUAUUUGGAACCUGCAAACUCAUGGACUUUGAAUUGGAAAUGGCAUUUUUUGUUGGUGGUUCAACAAAUUUAGGAGAUGUAGUUACAGCAGACAAUGCAAAUAAACACAUCUUUGGAUUUGUUCUUAUGAAUGAUUGGAGCGCAAGGGAUAUCCAAAAAUGGGAGUACAUUCCUCUAGGCCCAUUCACAGCUAAAAAUUUGGGAACUUCCAUAUCACCAUGGGUGGUGACCACUUUUGCUUUGGAACCUUUCAAAGUCGACAAUUAUCCACAAGACCCAGAACCAUUCCCUUACUUAAAACACAGCGACAACUUUAAUUUCGAUAUCGAUCUCACGGUAGACAUAUCUCCUAAGGGUUCCUCUGUGGCAACAAACGUUUGCAGAUCAAACUACAAAUUCUUAUACUGGACAGCUAAACAACAACUAGCCCACCAUACGGUGACUGGGUGUAAUUUGAACCCAGGCGACCUUAUGGGCAGUGGUACCAUAAGUGGUGAUACGUCCGAUUCCUUUGGUUCAAUGUUGGAACUAUCUUGGAAGGGAACAAAACCACUAACGCUUCGCGAUGGAACCCAAAGGAAAUUUUUGCAAGAUGGCGAUACGGUUACCAUGACAGCCACCUGUGCGGGAGAUGGGUUCAAUGUUGGAUUUGGUUCCUGUGUUGGAACAUUGCUGCCACCUAAAGAGAUGUAA
Messenger RNA from Brassicogethes aeneus, 1260 nucleotides. Lineage: Eukaryota; Metazoa; Arthropoda; Insecta; Coleoptera; Nitidulidae. The record is from the annotation of a GenBank genome assembly.